AACUGAAUAUUACUCCUUCCACCACACCAGAGAGAGAGAGAAAAAGAGAGAGAGAGAGACGUUGCUUUUUAACACCGGCGAGGAGCUUCCGGUGACACUCGCUGGAAAAUCUGUUUGCCGUUUCCGGUUGGUUACUCUUCCGGUGAACUCCAUAUACUCAGCUCCUGCAUUUCAUGGUUUCUGGAUCGAGUCUUCUACGACACUCUUUGUGCCGUUUUAUUCAUCUUUGUUUGUCUUUGAAGCUCCUCGUGAAAAGAAAAUACGUUACUUGACUCGUUCCUUUUCUUCUCUCAUACUCUUAAUCUAGCCGUUACAAAACAAAACAAAAAAAAGCUUCUAUUUUUAGCUAGAGCGUGGGUUUUAGUUUUAGUUUUACUUGCUCUGACCAAAUUCGGAGGCUUUGAUCUUCAUUACUUGUUUUCCCCGACUCAAUUUCACAUGGGUGCUUAGUGUUGGAAAAUGCGAGCGUUAUUUUCGACCAUGAGAGUUUUUGUUUUUCUUGUGUGGUUCUGUGUGGCGGCGGCGGCGGUGAACCCUUCCCUGAACGACGACGUUUUGGGGCUGAUUGUGUUCAAGGCUGACAUACGAGAUCCGAAGGGGACGCUGGCGUCUUGGAACGAGGACGACGAGAAUGCGUGUGGGGCUGGUUGGGUUGGGGUGAAGUGCAACCCUAGAUCCAACAGGGUGGUGGAGGUUAACCUAGAUGGAUUUUCUCUCUCUGGGAGAAUAGGUCGAGGGUUGCAAAGGUUGCAGUUUUUGAGGAAGCUUUCUCUGGCGAAUAAUAACCUCACUGGGGGGAUAAACCCCAACAUUGCUAGAAUAGAUAACCUUAGGGUCAUCGACUUGAGUGGGAACAGUCUCUCAGGGGAGGUGUCUGAGGAUGUUUUCCGACAAUGUGGGUCUCUCAGGACUUUGUCCUUGGCCAGGAACAGGUUUUCUGGGAGCAUUCCCUCUACUUUGGGGGCUUGUGCUGCUCUUGCUGCUAUUGACCUUUCCAGUAACCAGUUUUCUGGUUCUGUCCCUUCUGGGGUUUGGUCUUUGAGUGCUCUCAGGUCUCUGGACUUGUCUGAUAACUUGUUGGAGGGUGAGAUUCCUAAGGGGUUUGGGGCUAUGAAGAAUUUGAGGAGUGUUAGCGUGGCGAGGAAUCGGAUGACCGGGAGUGUUCCCGAUGGGUUUGGGAGCUGUUUGCUUUUGAGGUCCAUUGAUUUGGGGGAUAAUUCCUUUUCUGGGAGCAUUCCUGGUGAUUUUAAGGAGCUUUCAUUGUGUGGUUACCUUAGUUUGCGAGGAAAUGCUUUCUCAGGAGAGGUUCCUGAGUGGAUUGGAGAGAUGAGAGGGCUUGAGACGUUGGACCUUUCCAACAACGGGUUGACUGGUCAGGUGCCCAAGUCAAUUGGGAAUCUUCAGUCGUUGAAGAUGUUGAAUUUUUCAGGAAAUGGUUUCACUGGUAAUCUGCCAGAGUCAAUGGCGAGUUGCACCAAGCUUUUGACGUUGGAUGUCAGCCGGAAUUCGUUGUCCGGAUGGCUUCCAUUGUGGAUUUUCAAGUCGGAUUUGGACAAGGUUUUGGUGUCGGAAAAGGGGAGUGAUAGGGUGAAAAGCCCUUUGUUUGCCUUGGCUGAAGUCUCGGUUCAAAGUCUUCAAGUGUUGGAUUUGUCUCACAAUGCAUUUUCUGGUGAAAUCACAGAUGCUGUUGCAGGUCUAACCAGCUUGCGGGUUUUGAAUUUGGCAAAUAACUCUCUUAGAGGUCCUAUACCAGCUGCAGUUGGUGAAUUGAAAACAUGUGCUAGUCUUGAUCUGAGCUAUAAUAAGCUGAAUGGAAGCAUACCUUGGGAAAUAGGAGGAGCUGUGUCCUUGAAAGAACUGGUAUUGGAAAGGAACUUCCUAAUUGGGAAAAUUCCAACUUCAAUUGAGAACUGCUCUAUGCUAACAACUCUGAUUCUGUCCCAGAACAGGCUGAGUGGCCAAAUACCUGGCGCAGUUGCAAAACUUACCAACCUGCAAACUGUGGACUUAUCAUUUAACAACCUUACUGGGACCCUUCCUAAGCAAUUGGCCAACCUUGCCAAUCUUUUUUCAUUCAAUUUAUCUCACAACAACCUUCAGGGUGAACUGCCGGCUGGUGGUUUUUUCAACACCAUUGCACCUUCCUCUGUUUCUGGCAAUCCAUCUCUUUGUGGCUCUGCAGUGAACAGAUCAUGCCCUGCUGUAAUGCCUAAGCCUAUUGUUCUAAAUCCCAACACUUCUACUGACGCUGGCCCGGGUACACUGCCUUCAAAUUUGGGUCACAAAAGAAUCAUUCUCAGCAUUUCUGCAAUCAUUGCCAUUGGUGCAGCUGCUGUCAUUGUAAUUGGUGUUAUUAGCAUCACUGUUCUCAAUCUCCGUGUUCGCUCCUCUGAAUCCCGGGAUGCAGCUGCCAUUGCAUUUUCUGCAGGGGAUGAAUUCAGCCAUUCCCAAACUACAGAUGCCAACUCUGGCAAGCUUGUUAUGUUUUCAGGUGAGCCUGAUUUUAGUUCAGGUGCGCAUGCUUUGCUUAAUAAGGAUUGUGAGCUUGGGCGUGGAGGAUUUGGUGCAGUGUACCAAACGGUUCUCAGAGAUGGGCACUCAGUUGCUAUAAAGAAGCUCACUGUAUCAAGCCUUGUCAAGUCUCAAGAAGAUUUUGAAAGAGAAGUGAAGAAAUUAGGAAAAAUCAAACACCAAAACCUUGUGGAACUUGAGGGUUAUUAUUGGACACCAUCACUGCAGCUCCUCAUAUACGAGUUUGUCUCUGGUGGUAGUCUCUAUAAGCAUCUUCAUGAAGGAUCCGGUGGAAACUUCCUCUCAUGGAAUGAGAGAUUUAAUGUGAUUCUUGGAACCGCAAAGGCCUUGGCACACUUGCACCAUUCCAACAUUAUUCACUACAACAUUAAGUCAACCAAUGUCCUUCUUGAUAGCUAUGGUGAACCAAAAGUAGGGGAUUUUGGCCUAGCGAGGCUGUUGCCAAUGCUUGAUCGAUACGUUCUGAGCAGCAAAAUUCAGAGCGCACUUGGCUACAUGGCACCAGAGUUUGCCUGCAAAACGGUGAAAAUCACCGAAAAAUGUGAUGUAUAUGGGUUUGGUAUCUUGGUCUUGGAGAUUGUUACUGGGAAGAGGCCUGUUGAAUACAUGGAGGAUGACGUGGUGGUGCUUUGUGACAUGGUUAGAGGGGCGUUGGAAGAAGGCAGGGUGGAGGAAUGCAUUGAUGAGAGACUCCAAGGGAAGUUCCCAGCAGAAGAAGCUAUUCCUGUGAUGAAACUAGGCUUAAUAUGUACUUCUCAAGUGCCAUCUAAUAGGCCUGACAUGGGAGAGGUAGUUAACAUAUUGGAGCUGAUAAGAUGUCCCUCUGAAGGACAAGAAGAAUUGGGAUGAAUGAAUUAACUUGCAAUUUUCUUUUGUUAGGAUCAUAGACAAUGGGUUGUCCGGGGAAGAAGAAUCCGGUUUUAUUUAUUAAAGAGAGAGAGGGAGAAAUAUUUGUCGCAAAAUGUUUACUUUUCAUUGUAAUUUUUUUUUGUUAGUCUCUAGUUGUUUGUUUUAA
Messenger RNA from Cajanus cajan (pigeon pea), 3547 nucleotides. RefSeq names its product Leucine-rich repeat protein kinase family protein. Lineage: Eukaryota; Viridiplantae; Streptophyta; Magnoliopsida; Fabales; Fabaceae. The record is from RefSeq and is a predicted model, not a curated record. Gene Ontology annotation, biological process: protein phosphorylation. Gene Ontology annotation, molecular function: protein kinase activity; ATP binding; protein binding.